UAUCAUUAUACUGUUAUGGAGGAACGUAAAGAAGCCAAUUCUCAAUCUUAUUAUUCAACAAAGACAUAUUUUGUUAUUAAAGUGAUGUUUAGAGCAUCCCUCCAAUUGUAGCGUAAAUGAACAGAUUUUUUCAGAAAAUUAAUAUUUUUACAAAAAGCAGACAAUGGUCGAAUUCGAACUCUAGCUCAAGCCAAAAAGUCAUUCUUUUUUUUAAUGGAAUCCAAAAAGUAGGCAUUCGUGAUUCUUUUAAUAAAUGGAAAAUUAGAGUUUUAUGUAUUUGCUAUUACUCUCCUUGUAAGUAUAAAAAUGAAAUAUUUUUAAUCAAGCAAAAAUAAAAGGAUGCCUUAAACAAAACAAAUAAUUUCAAAACUUUUGUUGCCAGAUGGUCACAGAACGCUGAUCUAACACUCAAUUAGGAGAUCAAAAGAGCUAUCCUUUUGUGGAUCAUAGCAAUAGUCUUUAUUUCUCAUAAUUUCCACUAUUGCUCGGCUUAUAAUAAAUUUGUUAGAUUUCUAUUAU
Moneuplotes crassus is the source of this 519-nucleotide messenger RNA. The record is from the annotation of a GenBank genome assembly. Lineage: Eukaryota; Ciliophora; Spirotrichea; Euplotida; Euplotidae.